Molecule: messenger RNA, 495 nt
Organism: Staurois parvus
Lineage: Eukaryota; Metazoa; Chordata; Amphibia; Anura; Ranidae
Source: the annotation of a GenBank genome assembly
GCUGGGCAGGAAAGCCACAGCUUAUGAAGAGAUGUCGAGCCUGGUCAACUAUGUCCAGCCAGUGAAAAAUUUGACUCAUUUGAAGUUUCUGCACAAAAGAAUCAAAGUUAUGUGAUUUCAUCAUUUGUGGAGACCAAAUCUUAUGAUCUGCUGACCAAGUUCCCAGUGCAAUUUGUUGAAUACAACAAAAGACAGAUGAGUCGUAUUUAUCCAAAAGGGACCAGAAUGGAUUCAUCUAAUUAUAUGCCACAAAUGUUUUGGAAUGUGGGUUGCCAAAUGGUGGCCCUGAACUUUCAAACUAUGGAUUUAGCUAUGCAGCAAAACAUGGCAGUCUUUGAGUUCAAUGGCGGUGGUGGAUACCUCCUGAAACAUGAAUUCAUGAGACGAGCAGACAAGCAAUUUGACCCAUUCACAGUUGAUCGGAUUGAUGUGGUUGUAGCCAACACUCUCUCAAUUACAGUAAUCUCAGGGCAGUUCCUCAGUGACAAAUGCGUG